Molecule: messenger RNA, 544 nt
Organism: Amoebophrya sp. A25
Lineage: Eukaryota; Dinophyceae; Syndiniales; Amoebophryaceae
Source: the annotation of a GenBank genome assembly
AUGCUUGUACAAAGUCUUUCCGGUGGAGGCCACCAAGAAGGCGCACAAGAUGAAGAACCCGGAGUAACACAACCAGGACGAUCGCCAAAACGGUGGUCGUCAUCUCCCCAGAGCUGGAAGAAUCGAAGACGGAACGAGAUCAACGUCAAGUGCAUGUACAUUAACAAACAAGGUCUCUUGACCUCUUCCGUCGCAGAGCCGCAACCUUAAGGCUGUAGCUAACGCAUCUUUGACGCAUCCUUGAAACGUAUGGGGCGGGAGUAUGCCAGUGCGAUAUUACUCUGGCAUACUUUUCAAGGAUGCAGCUGAAAGAUGAAUUAUGGAGAGCGUUAACAACCGAAAGCAGGAGCCGGUCGCGCGAACAUCAACAAGGCGGGUUGUAAUACUACUAGUGGAUCUUCUGGUCAAACAGCCGUGCCAGCGAUGACAUUCGCUGGGCCAAAACACGUCCUGCUUACUGGGAGUGCCGGGAUCGAACAGUUUUUUCCUGCAGACUGCGGGAUGCUAAGCCGCGAUCGGCGCGAGUUGGAGAAGUCUAUUGUCC